This is a messenger RNA of Syngnathoides biaculeatus (alligator pipefish), 994 nucleotides long. It is a transcript of the gene apoa2, whose product is annotated as apolipoprotein A-II. Bases 50 to 481 code for a protein of 143 amino acids. Lineage: Eukaryota; Metazoa; Chordata; Actinopteri; Syngnathiformes; Syngnathidae. The record is from RefSeq and is a predicted model, not a curated record. The transcript is spliced from 4 exons.
GUUUGAGCAGACUGUCACUUCUGGGAUCCAGACACAAGUAUUAGCAGACAUGAACGCAAAAUAUUCCAUUGCCCUGAUACUGGCUCUGCAGGUGUCUAUGAGCUUGUGUGAUAUUCCGGAGCCAGAUAAGGAUCUUGUGGAUAAAUAUAAGAACAUGAAGACUACCUUUUACCAGCGGCUGCUCACUGCAUACGACAAGGUUCAUGAGGUUGCUGCCCCCGUGAUUGAGAAACUUGGAGAGGGCCCACAGGGGACAGCAGCAAAAGAGCUCUUGGAAGAUAUAAAGGACAAGCCAGAGCUCCAGGCAAUCGUCAAGGUUGGCAGUGGCUUGGUUCAAGAGAUUGGGCCCCUGGUAGACAAGGCCCGCAAUACCGCCCUGGGCAUCUACGGACACUACGUACGCCCAACAUUCGGCCAGUUUUUGAGCGACAUCAUCGACAACAUCAAGAUCCACUUGGACAAGUUCCUGCCCAUCCACUAAGUAGCUACAUCUGCUUUUUCCAGAAGCCAAAAAAAAGAGACCGCGUAGCUCUUCCAAGUCCAGAGGAGCACUGACCAUGGUUUCAUAACAAACUCACCAACACCAUCCACACCAAAUAUAUUCAGUGUGAAACAUGUUUGUGACUGGCACAGCAACAGUAGUCAUUGUAUGAUUGUGUGCGUUUGUAUCUGUGAGUGUGUGCAAUAAAAUGAACAGGGGGAAAAAAAAAUGGCUGAUUGUUUAAACUUAAUCUUGAUUUCGUUUCAUAAUUAGACCACAAAAAUACUGCAACCAAUCACAUUUUUCAAACAUUAUUCUAACAACUUUUAACCCUUAUCGCCCAUCAUUGUGAAAUUCAUAGGUUUCUAUUUGGUCACACAUUCAUGGAUACAAUUAUUCUUUUUCCAUUCUUUGAAGUGAAUCAUCUUUUUUUGCUGAGUAAUUAAAAAGAAAUAAUUAAAAACAAACAAAUAAAUAAAUAAUCGAACAAGGAAUUGGUCUCCGGUAGUUGGC